GGAACCCGCCCCGCCCGGGAGGCCCCGCCCCGCCCCAGGAGGCUCCGCCCGGGGACGUGGCCGGGACGCAGCAUGCUGGACUUCGUCAUCUUCGCCGCCACCUUCUUGCUGGUUCUGGUGGGGGCCGUGCUCUACCUCUACCCGGCUUCCAGACAAGCUUCGGGUAUCCCCGGAUUGACUCCAACUGAUGAAAAAGAUGGGAACCUGCCGGACAUUAUCGCCAGCGGCAGCUUGCACGAGUUCCUGGUACAUCUUCACGAGAAGUACGGCCCUGUUGCCUCCUACUGGUUUGGGCGGCAUCUCGUCAUCAGCUUGGGGUCCAUCGAUGUCCUGAGGCAGCAUAUCAACCCCAACAGGACAUGUGACCCUGAAAACCCACAACAGCCAGUCAGCCAGGUCUCCUCAAUAGCUUUGAAGGGUAAUACAAUUUAUCUAUUUAUUUUUCUUCAGAUAUGGGCAGAAAUUGGAAAAGGGUUCUUGGAUGGCUCACUUGACAAAAGCGUGACCAGAAAAAAGAUGUAUGAAAAUGCUCUGAUGGAGAUGGAGCUGGUGUUGAAGAAAGUCAUCAAAGAGAGACAGGGCAGAAGCUUCAAUCGGCAUAUCUUCAUUGACUCUUUGCUGCAGGGCAACCAGAGUGACAAGCAGGUAUUGGAAGACACUAUGAUAUUCUCCCUGGCAGGAUCCAUAAUCACGGCCAAGUUGUGCACUUGGGCUGUGUACUUCUUGACAUCUUCCAAAGACGUUCAACAAAAACUUUACAAGGAGAUGGACCAAGUUCUUGGAAAGGGCCCGAUCACAUGCGCCAAAAUCGAGCAGCUCAGAUAUUGCCGGCAGGUUCUGUGUGAGACAGUGAGGACGUCAAAACUGACGCCAAUUGCUGCACAACUUCAGGAGCUGGAGGGCAAGGUUGACCAACACAUUAUUCCAAAGGAGACUCUGGUGCUGUACGCUCUCGGAGUGGUGUUGCAAGACAGCUCAGCCUGGCCGCUGCCCUACAAAUUUGAUCCCGAUAGAUUCAGUGAUGAAACUGCCGUGAAAAACCUUUCUCUCCUAGGCUUUUCAGGGAGUCAGGAGUGCCCUGAGCUGAGGUUUGCCUACAUGGUAGCUACUGUGUUGCUGAGUGUGGUGGUCAGGAAACUGCACCUGCACCCUGUGGAAGGACAAGUUAUAGACACCAAGUACGAGCUAGUCACCACACCGAAGGAGGAAGCGUGGAUAACUGUGUCCAAGAGGAACUAAGGCAAAGUGGGGAACCCUUCCUCACACGAAGAGCCAUUUGGCACCACUCCCUGCCUUCUAGCAUCUUACUCAUUCUGAAUCCACCGAUUCAGCCCUUUUCUCUCCUCCUUUAACAACAAGAUCAGGUUAUCUUGUACUAUGAAUGUACUCUGAGAUGUAGAAGUAAUGCAGGAGGAGAAUAGUAUAGGCUAACAAAUAUUAUAGGCCGUCCAUCUUCCUUCCACUCCCAUGCCUUCUGAUCUGGAAGUCCUUACCUCUCUUUACAUGUGUGAUUGGCCCAUUUUGAGGACUCUGCACCUGCCCGUAAGAACUCUUUUUUUUCUAUAGGACAGACCUUUUUACUUGCUUGAGGGAACUACUUGUUCAGCAUAGAGCCCUUGGAGAGAGGCAAAUGCGUUUGAGGGCUAAAUCCCAACGAGGUUUGGCUCCAAAUUAAAGCUUGGUUUUGCUUACCAGAAAUAAUAAAGGCUUCAAGAAUGUCCUUUCGCCAAGCUAAGGCGGAGAUCAGGAGCACAUUUUUCAUGAAUAAAGGUGUGAAACUUG
Molecule: messenger RNA, 1782 nt
Organism: Sphaerodactylus townsendi
Lineage: Eukaryota; Metazoa; Chordata; Lepidosauria; Squamata; Sphaerodactylidae
Product: cytochrome P450 20A1
Exons: 12
Coding region: 73-1239 (388 amino acids)
Cellular component (GO): membrane
Molecular function (GO): heme binding; iron ion binding; monooxygenase activity
Source: RefSeq, a predicted model, not a curated record